Messenger RNA from Hibiscus syriacus, 1369 nucleotides. RefSeq names its product serine/arginine-rich-splicing factor SR34-like. Gene Ontology annotation, cellular component: ribonucleoprotein complex; cytoplasm; nucleus. The coding region runs from base 88 to 1176 and encodes 362 amino acids. Gene Ontology annotation, molecular function: mRNA binding. The transcript is spliced from 13 exons. NCBI's taxonomy places the organism in Eukaryota, Viridiplantae, Streptophyta, Magnoliopsida, Malvales, Malvaceae. The record is from RefSeq and is a predicted model, not a curated record.
AAUCUCAAAACACUAAACAAUCUCUUAUCCGAAGAUCUCCAUCUCGGGGGAAAAGACACAUCUUGUCGCAGGGAAGAGAAAGAAAACAUGAGUAGCCGUUCGAGCAGGACUCUUUAUGUUGGAAAUCUUCCUGGUGAUGUACGCGAGAGGGAAGUAGAAGAUUUAUUUUACAAGUAUGGUCCCAUAGCCCAUAUUGACUUGAAGAUUCCGCCAAGACCUCCUGGUUAUGCAUUUGUUGAGUUUGAAGAGGCUCGAGAUGCUGAAGAUGCAAUUCGUGGUCGUGAUGGCUAUGAUUUUGGAGGACAGCGCUUGCGGGUUGAACUUGCACAUGGCGGUCGUGGCCGUUCGUCCUCAGAUCGUCACAGCAGUUAUGGUGGCGUACGUGGACGUGGACCAUCCAAACGUUCCGAAUAUCGUGUGUUAGUCACUGGGUUGCCAUCUUCUGCUUCAUGGCAGGAUCUUAAGGAUCACAUGCGUCGAGCUGGGGAUGUUUGUUUCUCCCAAGUUUUUCGCGAUGGUGGUGGGACAACAGGGAUAGUGGAUUAUACCAAUUAUGAUGACAUGAAGUAUGCUAUCAAGAAACUAGAUGACACUGAAUUUCGGAAUGCCUUUUCUCGGGCUUAUGUUCGGGUUAAGGAAUAUGAUUCUAAGCGAGAUUCCUCUAGAAGCCCUAGUCGUGGUCGUUCUGUCUCAAGAAGUCGCAGCCGCUCUCGUGGUCGGAGCAAGAGUCGCAGGUUUUUCCUUAUACUUCGGGAUAUGAAAUUUUAUUUAUGGCUUAAAAGUUGCUUGUUAACCUUGCAAUUGUUAUGCAGCAAAUCUCCUAGAACCAAACCUUCUCGCAAGUCACCUGCAAAGUCAAGAUCAAGGUCUCCUCGUUCUCGCUCUGCAUCAAGGUCUCGCUCUUUGUCAGGAUCUCGAUCAAGAUCCAGAUCUCCUUUGCCUUCUCGUGGAAAAGGAAGGAGCAGGAGUCCUAAAAGACCUAGUGUUAGCAGGAGUCCUAAAAGACCUAGUGCUAGCAUGAGUCCUAAGAGACGCAGUCUUAGCCGGAGUCCUAAGAGAAGCGGUGUUAGCCAGAGUCCUAAAAGACGCAGUGCUAGCAGGAGUCCUAAAAGAUGUGCUAGCAGGAGUCCAAGUGGGAGUAGAAGCAGGAGUAGGAGCAAGAGUUUAUCCAGGUAGGUUACCUUGCAGAGAUGGCUGAUGGAGAUCCUAUGAAAUUUUAGGUAAGCAGUGGGGGAAUAAAGUUAUUGGAAAUGUAUCUGUUAUGCCGGAUUACAUACAUGGCCAAAGUUUGCUUUUGUAACUAUUGUUGAACUCCGUUGCUAUGGUUUGGAACAGCUGAAGUAUUAUAAUAUUAUUUAUAAUGAGAACC